ACCCAGUAGUUCAAUAUCAGCUCCAUAUAUUUUAUUGGAAAUCAUUUAUUUGAUCGAAAUGAGAAGUGCGUUGUUUUACUUGUGUAUCGUAUCGGCAUUGAUUUGCUUGGCUAGCACUCAACGAAACCUAACAGGAGAAUUCCGCAGAGCACAUCAAGCGUGCCAGGCCCAUUCUUCCACUCGCAUAGAUGAAGACCUGAUGGACAGAGCAGCAGCUGGUCAACCCGUAGAUGAAUACAAACUGGGGAAUCACCUCUUCUGCAUGUACCUGGAUAUGGGCAUCAUGUCAAGAGACAAGUCCAUCAACAGGGUGAAUCUGAGAAGACAGUUGAGGAAGCCUGUUCGAGAUGAAGCCGUUAUAGAAAGGAUCGUGCGGAAUUGCGUGCCAUCUGGGGUUCACCAUGGAACGUCGCAACAGAUAGCAGCGGAACUUUUCAGAUGUGUUCGGAGAAAUCUGCCAAGUGUCAGCUCAUGA
Molecule: messenger RNA, 475 nt
Organism: Phaedon cochleariae (mustard beetle)
Lineage: Eukaryota; Metazoa; Arthropoda; Insecta; Coleoptera; Chrysomelidae
Source: the annotation of a GenBank genome assembly